Acanthocheilonema viteae is the source of this 1173-nucleotide messenger RNA. NCBI's taxonomy places the organism in Eukaryota, Metazoa, Nematoda, Chromadorea, Rhabditida, Onchocercidae. The record is from the annotation of a GenBank genome assembly.
AUGUACGAUUUUUAUCAACAACAACAACAACAACAUUCAUUGUUAAUUGAUAAUAAAGAUGAUAUCGAUUCCUCACAAGAAUUGUUCACUCCAAAAAAAAAUUCGUACAAGAAGAUGCUAAUUAAUCGUGUUCCAAGUGUUAGAUCAUUGUGGCAUAAAAUGACGGAAUCGAAACAUAAUGGUUUGCUAAUUAAUUCAACAGUUAUGAGCAACGAACAAACUGAUAAUUCUCAGGUUCAGAAAGGUUAUGAAUGUCCCGUGAGACAUCGUGAAUCCGGAUAUUCUGAAAAAUCACCUGAUUUGUAUUGUGUUAGAGGUACAUUGACAUUUUCGCUUCGUUAUGAUUUCAUUCAUCGUGUGUUGAUGGUUCACAUUAUUCGAGCUGAUGGUAUUCCUGCUGAAAAUUCGGAACCAUAUGUGAAACUGUGUCUGUUACCGGAAAGGCGGAAUCAAUAUAAAACUCGUAUUUUCAAGAAUCCUUCCAAUCCAGAAUGCAAUGAAAUGUUUUCGUUUGAUGUCAGUCAUGCUAAUUUAUCUAGUAGAAUGUUACAAUUUACUGUGUAUAAUUUCGUUCGUUUUACACGACAUGGUCUGGUCGGUAAUGUUAUUUUGCGUGAUUUAUUCGAAAAAUCACAAUUGAGCACGUGGACUGAACAUACUAUGCAAAUUAUCGGCACACCGGGUAAGGAUGAUUUCGGUGAUUUAUUGGUUUAUUUAUUGUAUUCCAUAGCCGAUCGAAAACUUUACGUUACAGUUUCGAAGGCAUACAAUUUAAGACCGAUGGAUAUUACGGAUCCUUAUGUUAAAAUCGAACAAAUUUAUCAACGACGUCGCGUAAAAGCACGUAAAACAUCGAUCAAACGAGCCAAUCUAAAUCCCGUGUAUCACGAGUGCCUGGAAUUUGAUCUUCCUUUGAAUGAAAUUGAAGGAACUAGUUUAUUAGUUCGUGUAAUGGAUUGGGAUAGGAUCGGUCAUGAUGACCUACUUGGUUGUUGUAUCAUUGGUAAUAAUAGUCCAAUGCCAGAAGGUAGGAAACAAUGGAUGGAUUGUUUCAAAGAUUUAACUAUCAAUCCGAUUUGCGAUGAUUUGGAUCGUCAACCGAUUGGUACAUGGUAUAGUAUUCUCGAUGAAGUACCCGAAGAAUUUCGAAAAGUUCCGAAAGCGAAGAAAUAA